AUGUCCACUCAACUCACCAAUACCAUUGUAUCCAAUGCACAAACCACGAAUACCGAUCAAACUACAAUAGAAGCAUCUGCUAUAGCAUCUGAAGUGGAAUCUUCUAUUCCUUCGGCGACUCCUUCUGACACCCCUCAACCAUCAGCCUCCGCUACACCUUCACCUUCAGCAUCUCCGUCCGCUCAACCUUCAGCCGAACCUUCAAGUGCAGAACCCUCUGUUUCUGCUCAGCCCUCCUCAGCACAACAAAGCCCAUCUGCUACGCCAAGUCCGUCGGAAUCAGCCUCUGCAAGCGCUAGUCCAAGUGAGAGCGCAAGUGCAAGUGCAAGUCCUUCAGAUACACCAAGUGCUUCUGCAAGUCAACCUGCUAGUGUUACUCAGAGCGCUUCAGAUUCAGCUUCUGCAUCCACAUCUGAAGCACAAAGCUCAGCGGAACAAUCUGCUACAUCGUCUGCUCAAGCUUCAUCCGCAGCAUCAGCGCUCGAAUCUACGCUCACUUCAGCUCAACAUGUAACGACGACUGACGCAUCUGGUCAUACUGUAACGACGGCACCUGAACUUAUCACUCAGACUGCUACAUCGACUGAUGCGGCAGGAAAAGUCUAUACUAUAACUCAAGUGGUCCACAAUCCUUCAAGCGGAGCAGGAUCGUCCUCUUCUUCAUCUAGUGGUAGUUCUGGAUUCUUCAAUAAUUCAGGUGCCGUGGCUGGAACCUUUGUCGCUGUUGGAUUGGCAGUGACUGCUGGUGUAAUAGCAUUCGCUAUAUUCAUGUUGAAAAGAAGAAGACGCCAAAGACUUGAUAGGGACGUCGCGGCUGCCGCAGCAGCAGCAGCAGUUGCAGCUCAUCAUUCAUCAAGAUCUGCAUUUGAUGAUGAUGAAGAACAACCUUCAAUGACUCAGUAUGGUGGGUAUUACGCAGCUACAACACCCGGUAUGGAUAUAAAUGGACAACCUCAACAUGAUCCUAAUGGCGGAUAUCAUGAUUAUGAAGAUCCAGCAGGUGGAUAUGACCCAUAUGCCAUUAACAUGGCGAAUCUGAAUCCAGCAGAUAGGAUGUCAACUGCUACUGCGCCUGGAAUGGCUGGAUUCGGUGCCGCCGCUGCUACUGCUGCUCAACAUAAUGAUUAUGAAGAUCAACCUCAACAUCAAGAUCCUUAUAACCGUCAACAACAUGGUCAAGGAGUAUCUGAUUAUUCAAUACCUCAUGAUCAACAACAACAACAUCAUGAAGGAGGAGGUAACAAUGGAUAUUAUUUCGAUCCUAAACAAGCAUACGAGUUUGACGAACAAGAUGAAGACCAAGAUCCUUAUGGUGGUUAUGAUCAUCAACAAUAUUCACAUUCAGGUGUAAGACCGCCAAGACCUGAAAGUGCAGGAAGCGUGACUAGGCCAGGUGGUGAAGAAAGAGGGUUAAGAGUUGCAAACGUAUAG
Kwoniella shivajii is the source of this 1431-nucleotide messenger RNA. RefSeq lists its product as uncharacterized. Lineage: Eukaryota; Fungi; Basidiomycota; Tremellomycetes; Tremellales; Cryptococcaceae. The record is from RefSeq and is a predicted model, not a curated record. Bases 1 to 1431 code for a protein of 476 amino acids. The transcript has 2 exons.